Heteronotia binoei (common prickly gecko) is the source of this 1005-nucleotide messenger RNA. It is a transcript of the gene STAP2, whose product is annotated as signal transducing adaptor family member 2. The transcript is spliced from 9 exons. NCBI's taxonomy places the organism in Eukaryota, Metazoa, Chordata, Lepidosauria, Squamata, Gekkonidae. The record is from RefSeq and is a predicted model, not a curated record. Gene Ontology annotation, molecular function: signaling adaptor activity. Bases 7 to 1005 code for a protein of 332 amino acids.
GGGCAGAUGGCGGUGCCACUCGGCCAGGAGAGGAAGGCACGGCUCAGCCAGACACCCCAUUAUUACGAGGGGUACUUGGAGAAGAAGGCGCCAUGGGAAAAAGAAUACAAGAAAUUCUGGGCUGGCCUUCGAGGCCUCAUUCUUUAUUUCUACAACAGCAACAGAGAUAUCCAGUAUGUUGAUCUUCUUGACCUGGCCGACUUUGUGGCUCUGGCGGACGAGAAUCCCCCAAGGACGGUGGCUGUCUGGUCCACGGAAGGGGCCAAGUUGACCAUCAGGAUGAGGACCCAAGAUGUGCAGCUGAAGAUGGAGAGCUUGGAGUCUCGGGAGAUGUGGAAAGCAUUCAUUCUCACAAUGGUGGAGAUGAGGGUCCCCUCCAGUCUGGCCCUGCUUCCGGGCCACCUCUACAUGCUCUCGGAAGCUCUCGAGAAGGAGAGGGAGCAGCGAUUAAAGACGGACCUGCCUGAUGCACGAGAAGGUUCCUCCAGCCCCAAGAUCCCAGAGCGCUCCGUUCCGCCUGGAGGAGACUUACCGGAGGCAAAACAGCCAGACUGUUUUUUCAGAGUCUCCAGGACAGAAGCGGAGGUGCUCCUGGAGAAGAACACUGGCUGCGGGAACCUGCUUCUGCGCCCGGGAAAAGACGGCAAGAGCGUCUCCGUGACCACGCGGCAGGUGGUGAAUGGAACUGCUGUUCUAAAGCACUAUAAGAUCAACCAAGCUGGCAAACAAUACAUCAUCGAUGUUGAGGAUCCGUACUGUUGCUCCUCCUUGGCAGGUGUGGUGGAAUUCUUUGUGAGGACCAGCAAACACACCCUGAUCCCCCUACAGCUCGAUGACAGCUACGCGGAAACCCUGGAGUUCGUGUUGACGGAUAACGAAAACGGGGAAAGCGUGCGGAUGGUCCCAAAGCCGCCCCGACUGCCAGACAUCCCCACGCCGUCCCCAAGAGGUGACUCUGCUCGGUCUAUGGCAAAACGGAAUCUUUUCCUUCUCGCUGGGGGCUAG